AUGGGUGUCGGCCGGAGGAAGCUGGCCCUGCUCUGGGCCCUGGGCCUCACUCUGGCCUGUGCCCAGCACACAGGCCAGGCCCAGGACAGCACUGCAGAGCUCGGCUAUGCGUACCCGGACCUCCCUCCUGCCCCCCAGGGGCCUGGCGGCAACUCCCUCCGCGGGGUGACCAUCCACCCGCCCCUGAGGAGCACCCCCCUGGUGCGAGCCCUGAACGCGGCGCACCGCGGGCGGGUGUGCAGCACAUGGGGUGACUUCCACUACAAGACCUUCGACGGCGACGUCUUCCGCUUCCCCGGGCUGUGCAACUACGUCUUCUCCGCGCACUGCGGUGCCGCCUACGAGGACUUCAACCUCCAGCUCCGCCGCGGCCCCGGCCCCAACGCCACCGCGCCCAGCAGGGUCACCAUGAAGCUUGACGGCAUGGUCGUCGAGCUGACCAAGGGCUCCGUCCUGGUCAACAGCCUCCCAAUUCAGCUGCCCUUCAGCCGCUCCGGAGUCCUCAUUGAGCAACGCAGCAGCGGCGUGAAGGUGGCGGCCAGGCUGGGCCUGGUCUUCAUGUGGAACCAGGAUGACAGCCUCCUGCUGGAGCUGGACCCCAAGUACGCCAACCAGACCUGCGGGCUCUGCGGAGACUUCAAUGGCGUCCCCGUCUUCAACGAGUUCUUCUCCCACAACAUCAAGCUGACCGCCACCGAGUUUGGGAAUCUGCAGAAGAUGGACGGCCCCACGGAGCAGUGUCAGGACCCUGCCCCUGAGCCCCCCGUGAACUGCUUGACCGGUUUUGGCAUCUGCGAGGAGAUGCUGAGCAGCGAGCCGUUCUUGGACUGCGCCGCCCUCGUGGACGCCAGCAGCUACGUGGAGGCCUGCCGGCAAGAUCUCUGCCACUGUGGCCAGGCCAACCUCACCAGCUGCCUCUGUCACACCCUUGCUGAGUACUCCCGCCAGUGCACCCAUGCCGGGGGGCUGCCCCUGGACUGGCGGGGCCCCCAGCUCUGCCCCCAGACGUGCCCCCUCAACAUGCAGUAUCGCGAGUGCGGGUCACCCUGCGUGGACACCUGCUCCAACCUGGAGCACUCCCAGCUCUGCGAGGACCACUGCGUCGCCGGCUGCUUCUGCCCUGAGGGGACGGUGCUGGAUGACGUCGGCCACACUGGCUGCAUCCCGGUGCCCCAGUGCUCCUGUGUGUACAACGGGGCCACCUACACUCCAGGGACCGGCUACUCCACAGACUGCACCAACUGCACCUGCGCUGGGGGCCGGUGGAGAUGCCAGGAGGUGCAGUGCCCGGGCACCUGCUCGGUGCUGGGCGGUGCCCACUUCUCCACGUUCGACGAGAGGCAGUACACGGUACACGGGGACUGCAGCUACGUGCUGGCCAAGCCCUGUGACAGCAGCGCCUUCACCGUGCUGGCCGAGCUGCGCAGGUGUGGACUGACCGACAGCGAGACCUGCCUGAAGAGCCUGACGCUGACCCUGGGCGGGGGGCACAUGGUCUUCGUGGUAAAGGCCAGCGGGGCGGUGUUUAUGAACCAGAUCUACACCCAGCUGCCCCUCUCGGCAGCCAACGUCACGCUCUUCAGACCCUCCACCUUCUUCAUCAUCGCCCAGACCCAGCUGGGCCUGCAGCUGGACAUCCAGCUGGUGCCCGUCAUGCAGGUGUUCGUGAGGCUGGCGCCCCAGCUCCAGGGGCAGACCUGCGGCCUGUGCGGGAACUUCAACCAGAACCAGGCCGACGACUUCCGGACCAUCAGCGGCGUGGUGGAGGGCACGGCCGCCGCCUUCGCCAACACCUGGAAGACCCAGGCCGCCUGCCCCAACGUCAAGAACAGCUUGGAGGACCCCUGCUCCCUCAGCGUGGAGAACGAGAAAUACGCUCAGCACUGGUGCUCGCGGCUGACAGACCCCCGCGGCCCCUUCACCCGGUGUCACGCUGCUGUGAGCCCCAGUGCCUACUACUCGAACUGCAUGUUUGACACGUGCAACUGUGAGAAGAGUGAGGACUGCAUGUGCGCGGCCCUGUCCUCCUACGUGCGGGCCUGCGCCGCCCGGGGCGUGCUGCUUGGCGGCUGGCGGGACGGCAUGUGCACAAAGGCCAUGACCACCUGCCCCCAGUCGCUGACCUACCUCUACAACAUCAGCACCUGCCAGCCCACCUGCCGGGCCCGGAGUGACGCGGACGUCACCUGCAGCAUCAGCUUCGUCCCCGUGGACGGCUGCACCUGCCCUGACGGCACCUUCCUGGAUGAUACGGACCAGUGUGUGCCGGCCACCAGCUGCCCCUGCUACCAUGGGGGCUCCGUGGUCCCCAAUGGGGAGUCGACGCACGAGCAGGGGGUCGUCUGCACCUGCACCCAGGGCACACUGACCUGCAUUGGAGGCCAUGCCCCAGCUCCAGUCUGUACCCCACCCAUGGUCUACUUCGACUGCCACAAUACCACGCCUGGGGCCACUGGGGCUGGCUGUCAGAAGAGCUGCCACACCCUGGACAUGGACUGUUACAGCUCCCAGUGUGUGCCCGGCUGUGUGUGUCCCCACGGGCUGGUGGCCACUGGCGACGGCGGCUGCAUCCCCGUGUCCGACUGCCCUUGUGUGCACAACGAAGCCAGCUACAAGCCGGGCCAGGUCAUCCGGGUGGGCUGCAGAACGUGCACCUGUAAGAGCAGGAUGUGGCAGUGCACAGACCAGCCCUGCCCGGCCACCUGCGCGGUGUACGGCGACGGCCACUACCGCACCUUCGAUGGGCAGCGCUACAGCUUCAGUGGGGGCUGCGAGUACACGCUGCUUCAGGACCACUGUGGGGGGGACGGCAGCGCCCAGGACGGCUUCCAUGUCAUCACCGAGAACGUCCCCUGUGGCACCACGGGGGCCACCUGCUCCAAGGCCAUCAAGAUCUUCCUGGGGAGCUACGAGCUGAAGCUGAGUGACGGGAACAUGGAGGUGAUCGAGAAGGAACAGGGGCAGCUGCCGCCCUUCUCCAUUCGCCAGAUGGGCAACUACCUGGUGGUAGACACGGAUGUCAGCCUGGUGUUGCUGUGGGACAAGGGGACCAGCAUCUUCCUCACACUCAGCCCCGAGUUCAAGGGGAGGGUCUGCGGGCUGUGCGGGAACUUUGACGACAACGCCCUCAACGACUUCACCACGCGGAGCCAGUCCGUGGUGGGCGACGUGCUGGAGUUCGGCAACAGCUGGAAAUUCUCCCCGUCCUGCCCGGACGCCCAGGCCCCCAAGGACCCCUGCACCGCCAACCCGUACCGCAAGUCCUGGGCCCAGAAGCAGUGCAGCAUCAUCAACAGCGCCACCUUCAGCGCCUGCCACGCCCACGUGGAAUCGGCCAGGUACUACGAGGCCUGCGUGAGCGACGCGUGCGCCUGCGACUCGGGGGGCGACUGCGAGUGUCUCUGCACGGCUGUGGCCGCGUACGCCCAGGCCUGCCGCGACGCGGGCGUGUGCGUGUCCUGGCGGACCCCGGACAUCUGCCCCCUCUUCUGCGACUACUACAACCCCAAGGGCCACUGCGAGUGGCACUACCAGCCCUGCGGGGCCCCCUACCUGAGGACCUGCCGGAACCCCCGCGGCCAGUACCUGCACGACGUCCGUGGCCUGGAAGGCUGCUACCCCAAGUGCCCAUCAGAGGCCCCCAUCUUCGAUGAGGACCAGAUGCGAUGUGUAGCUUCAUGCCCAACCCCGACCCCACCACUGCCCUGCCGCGUCCAGGGCAAGUCCUACCGGCCGGGCUCUGUGGUGCCCUCGGAAAAGAACUGCCACCACUGCGUUUGCACCGAGAGCGGCGUGCAGUGCACCUACCACUCUGAGGCCUGUGUCUGCACCUACGACGGGAGGCGCUUCCGUCCCAGGGAAGUCAUCUACCACACGACAGACGGCACGGGGGGCUGCAUCUUCGCCCACUGUGGGGCUAACGGCACCAUCGAGAGGAGGGUCGAAGACUGCAACACUACCACCCCCACCCCCCAAACCACCUUCGCCUUCUCUACACCGAUCGUCGUGAGCUCGACGCUUCCACCCAGCACACACCCCAGCCCGUCCGAAAAGACAGCACACGCUCCGAGCUCAGCCCCGGCCACCACCCCAGGCACAUCCCCUGGACCAACCCCUCCCACAGCCUCCGCCCCGCCCUCGUCCCGGCCCCGCUGUGGGGAGGAAUGCCAGUGGUCGCCAUGGCUGGAUGUCAGCCGUCCGGGAUGGGGCAUAGACAGCGGUGACUUCGACACGCUGGAGAACCUCCGUGCCUAUGGGUACCGGGUUUGCCGAGCACCGAGGGCGGUGGAGUGCCGAGCCGAGAACCACCCAGACGUCGGCAUCCAGACGCUGGGCCAGGUGGUGCAGUGCAGCCUGGAAGUGGGCUUGGUGUGUCGGAACCGGGACCAGAAGGGCAAGUUCAGGAUGUGCCUCAACUACGAGGUGCGCGUGCUGUGCUGUGAGCCCCAGAAAGGCUGCCCUUGUGAAACCAGCACCACCACUGUGGAGACAACCAGCCCAACCACAGCUCAUAGAACCAGCACCACCACUGUGGAGACAACCAGCCCAACCACAGCUCCUACAACCAGCACCACCACUGUGGAGACAACCGGCCCAACCACAGCUCCUACAACCAGCACCACCACUGUGGAGACAACCAGUCCAACAACAGCUCGUAGAACCAGCACCACCACUGUGGAGACAACCAGCCCAACCACUGCUCCUACAACCAGCACAACUUUUGUCUCUGUACCUGAAACAACCCACUCCCAACCCUGGACCACCUCCUGCCAGCCACAGUGCACAUGGACCAAGUGGUUCGAUGAGGACUUCCCAUCUCCUGGGCCCCACGGAGGAGACUUUGAAACCUACAGCAACAUAGUCAGAAGAGGAGAGAAGAUCUGCCGCCAACCCGAGUACAUCAGCGCCCUGGAGUGCCGAGCCGAGAACCACCCAGACGUCGGCAUCCAGACGCUGGGCCAGGUGGUGCAGUGCAGCCCGGAAGUGGGCUUGGUGUGUCGGAACCGGGACCAGAAGGGCAAGUUCAGGAUGUGCCUCAACUACGAGGUGCGCGUGCUGUGCUGUGAGCCCCAGAAAGGCUGCCCUGUCACACAUGUCACAACAACCGGCCCAACCACAGCUCCUACAACCAGCACCACCACUGUGGAGACAACCGGCCCAACCACAGCUCCUACAACCAGCACCACCACUGUGGAGACAAUGGGCCCAACCACUGCUCCUACAACCAGCACAACUUUUGUCUCUAUACCUGAAACAACCCACUCCCAACCCUGGACCACCUCCUGCCAGCCACAGUGCACAUGGACCAAGUGGUUCGAUGCGGACUUCCCAUCUCCUGGGCCCCACGGAGGAGACUUUGAAACCUACAGCAACAUCGUCAGAAGAGGAGAGAAGAUCUGCCGCCAACCCGAGUACAUCAGCGCCCUGGAGUGCCGAGCCGAGAACCACCCAGACGUCGGCAUCCAGACGCUGGGCCAGGUGGUGCAGUGCAGCCCGGAAGUGGGCUUGGUGUGUCGGAACCGGGACCAGAAGGGCAAGUUCAGGAUGUGCCUCAACUACGAGGUGCGCGUGCUGUGCUGUGAGCCCCAGAAAGGCUGCCCUGUCACACAUGUCACAGUCUCCAGCACCUCAAGUGUGAGUGUCACCAGCCAGACAGGGACCACCUUCCAUGAGGCCACAUCCAGUGCAACCACGGUGCAGACAACCAGUUCAACCACAGCUCCUACAACCAGCACCACCACUGUGGAGACAACCGGCCCAACCACAGCUCCUACAACCAGCACCAGCACUGUGGAGAUAACCAGUCCAACCACAGCUCCUACAACCAGCACCACCACUGUGGAGACAACCAGCCCAACCACAGCUCCUACAACCAGCACCACCACUGUGGAGACAACCGGCCCAACCACAGCUCCUACAACCAGCACCACCACUCCCUCACUCUCUCCAGAGUCCACCACCCCCACGGUUUCCCUGGUGACCUCCCCUAGCUCCGCAGCGCCCUCCACAUCCACGUGCUACUGCAGUGUGGCAUCCAGGUUAUACUCCGCAGGAUCCAUCAUUUACCAGCAGACGGACCUCUCCGGGCACUGCUAUUAUGCCCUUUGCAGCCUGCACUGCCACGUGGUCAGGCGGACCGACCACACCUGUCCCACCAGCACACCACCUCCCGCCCCGGCCACCUCCACGCCAGUGUCCUCCCCUUCUGCCUCUGUGUCCGUUACUCAGGGAGGAUGCCCAAAUGCAGUCCCCCCAAGAACGAAUGGCGAAACCUGGGCCAUGCCCAACUGCUCUGAGGCCACUUGUGCGGGCAACGGGGUCAUCACCGUGAGAGCGCGCCAGUGUCCAAAGAGGCAGAAGCCCACCUGCGCCAACGGCUACCCCGCUGUGAUAGUGGCCCACCCGGAGGACUGCUGCCCAUCCUACGAGUGCAAGUGCGUGUGUAGCCGCUGGGGCAAACCCCACUACGUCACUUUUGAUGGUACGUACUACACGUUUCUGGAGAACUGCACGUAUGUGCUGGUACAGCAGAUCGUGCCCGUGUUCGGACACUUCCGGGUGCUGAUCGACACCUACUUCUGUGAUGCUGAGGAUGGGCUGCCCUGCCUACAGUCCAUCAUCAUCGAGUACCAGCAGGACCGCGUCGUGCUGACCCGCAAGCCCGUCGGAGGGGUGAUGACCAAUGAGAUCAUCUUCAACGGUGAGGUGGUCAGACCCGGCUUCCGGAAAGACGGCAUUGUCGUCUCCCAAAUCGGCAUCAAGAUGUACGUGACCAUCCCCGCCCUUGGUGUCCAGGUCAUGUUCAGUGGCCUCAUCUUCUCUGUGGAGCUGCCCUUCAGCAAGUUCGCCAACAACACGGAGGGGCAGUGCGGCACCUGUACCAAUGACCAGAAGGACGAGUGCCGCCUGCCCGGGGGGGCGGUGGUACCCUCCUGCUCCGACAUGCCCGGCCACUGGAAUGUGACACACCCCGGCCAGCCAUCCUGCAGCAGGCCUCCCCUGACGCCCACCACAGUUGAGCCCAAGAAAACGUCCACCUCGUGCCUACCUUCGCCAAUCUGCCAGCUAAUUCUGAGCAAGGUCUUCAAGCCGUGUCACUCGGUGAUCCCCCCGUGGCCAUACUACCAAGCCUGCGCCUUUGACCAGUGCCACGCGCCCACGGUGGACACGAGGUGCUCCAGCCUGGAGCUGUACGCCGCCCUCUGCGCGUCCCUCAGCGUGUGCAUCGACUGGCGGGGCCUGACCGCCCACGAGUGCCCUUUCACCUGCCCUGCUGACAAGGUGUACCGGCCCUGCGGCCCGUCCAAUCCUUCCUACUGUUACAUGAACAACAGUGCCAAUACCCUGGCCCUCCCGGAAGCCAUUCCCAUCACAGAAGGCUGCUUCUGCCCGGAGGACAUGACGCUGUUCAGCUCGAGCUCAGAGGUCUGCGUGCCGGCCAACUGCAGCAGUUGCGUGGGGCCCGACGGGGAGCCUGUGGAGCCUGGCCACACUGUCAGCGUGGGCUGCCAGGAGUGCACCUGCAAGGACGGCACCUGGACUCUGAGCUGCCAGACUCGGCCCUGCGCCCCGCCCCCUGCCUGCCCCGAGCCCGGCUUCGUGCCAGUGCCCGCGGCCCUGCAGACCGGCCAGUGCUGUCCCCAGUACACCUGCGUCUGCAACACCACACACUGCCCCGCGCCCGUGGACUGCCCGGAAGGCUCGCGCUCCAUCCUGGCCUAUAAGGAGGGGGCGUGCUGCCCGACCCAAAACUGCAGCCGGACCGUCUGCAGCAUCAACGGCACCUUGUACCAGCCUGGUACCAUAGUCUCCUCGAACCUGUGCGAAAAGUGUUGGUGUGAGUUGCCCGGUGGCCCCCAGUCGGACACGGUCGUGAUCAGCUGUGAGACCCAGAUCUGCAGCACCCAUUGCCCCGUGGGCUUCGAGUACCAGACACAGAGUGGGCAAUGCUGUGGCGAGUGCGUGCAGGUGGCCUGUGUCAUGAACACCAGCAACAGCUCUGCUCACCUCUUCUACCCCGGCGAGUCCUGGUCAGACCCCGGGAGCCGCUGCGUGACACACAAGUGUGAGAAGCAGCAGGACGGGCUCGUGGUGGUGACCACGAAGAAGGCGUGUGCCCCCCUCGGCUGUCCAGCGGACAAGGCUCGGCUGAGCGAGGACGGCUGCUGCCUCUCCUGCCCCCACCCCCCAGCCCAGAACAGGUCGACCUGCGCCGUGUACCACGAGCUUCGGGUCCUCCGGCAGCGAGGCUGCAGCUCCGUGGGGCCCGUGCGCCUCACCUACUGCCAGGGCAACUGUGGGGACACCACCUCCAUGUACUCCCUGGAGGCCCGCGCCGUGGAGCACAGGUGCAGGUGUUGCCGGGAGCUGCGGGCCUCUGUGCGCUCCGUGACCCUGCGCUGUGGGGACGGCUCCAGCCAGGCCUUCAACUACACCGAGGUGCAGGAGUGCGGCUGCGUGGGCCUGCGCUGCGACUCCCACGGGGGCUCCAGCCGCUCAGGGGAGGCGCAGGGUGCUGAGCACAGCCAGGAGGCGGGGCUCAGGCGCUGGAGCAGAGGCGCCCCGGCUCCCCGGCCUUUGCAGUAGACGGGCUGGAGCCCCGCCCUGUCCCUCCAGGACAGGCCCACAAGAACGGUUGUAUUCGCGGCAGUCUCAGCCUCCAGGGCCAGUGGAACCUGAGCCCCGGUCCAGGUGACCCAAGCCUAGGACGCACGGUCCACCCCUCUCGUCCCUCUCCGAGUCCAGCGGCCCCGGGUGUGCAGUGGCCCUGACGGGCUUGCAGCCGCCUGCUCGGGACCAGCCCGGGGGGCAGGGGGUGGGGGAGGCUCCUCUGUGGGUCCAGCCUGCUGGUCCCAACCUUCAGCAU
Messenger RNA from Globicephala melas (long-finned pilot whale), 8866 nucleotides. RefSeq names its product mucin 5AC, oligomeric mucus/gel-forming (gene MUC5AC). Gene Ontology annotation, cellular component: extracellular matrix. Gene Ontology annotation, molecular function: protein binding. The record is from RefSeq and is a predicted model, not a curated record. Lineage: Eukaryota; Metazoa; Chordata; Mammalia; Artiodactyla; Delphinidae.